Molecule: messenger RNA, 1779 nt
Organism: Schistosoma spindalis
Lineage: Eukaryota; Metazoa; Platyhelminthes; Trematoda; Strigeidida; Schistosomatidae
Source: the annotation of a GenBank genome assembly
AUGUCAUCGACAUCUCACGGAAAAAAUCUCGAUUUAGCUGCCAAACUGAUUGGGUCUAGCGUAUAUUCAGGUGGAGAUUUCGUCAACUGUGAAAUAACUUUUCCCGGGAAUUCAGAUAUAGUUAGAGAGGAAUAUAAAUGGUCACUUACUGGUAUUGUUGGCUGUAUCAUUGGUCAAUGUAAGUUGGACAAUAAGCAACUGACUACACAGAACCAGGCGUCCCCAAAAUCACUGUCAUUUAGUACUUCUGAGUGGAAAUAUAAUUGUAAACUAAACUUCGAUGCUGAAUCAUUGUUCAUUUCUACAUUAGAGUCAAAAAGUCAGUUAAUAUGUAUCAUUCCAAUGCAUGUGAAAUUCAUCCCAGAUAAUAGUUUCAAAGGACCCGUCAAUUUGUGUGCUUAUCUACCGUAUAAUCUUUCACCUAGUAUUCGUGGCACACUAUUUAAGUUCGCGUACAAGGUGGUUGUGGCAGUUCAAGUAAAAUAUCUGAACUCAGAUAUCAAGACGCAUACUAUUCAGUUGCCUCUUCGUGUUUUACCUUCUCCAAUAAUGUAUCACAGCUUAAGACUUCAAGAAUGUGAUGACAAGAAAGAAACAUACUCUCCCGACUUGUCAAAUCCGUUUUGGGUUCCUGAUACCAGAGAUAAAGACUCUUGUUUUAAUUUUGGCUUUGAUGGAGGCUUUUCCUUGCAAUCACACGAAGUCAACAGCUUUUUGUUUGAAGAUACGGAAACACAUACUAAUAAAUCAGUCGGUCAAAUAUAUUCCUCUUUGUCUCAUAAUGUUUCCCGGUGUGAAAACUCGAAUUGCUCAGACCAUUCUCCAGAAAAAUCAAACGAAGUUUAUAUCUAUCCCAGUUCACAUAUGGAAUUAAUGAAUCUGUUAGCAUGUUCACCACCCGCUAACUUCGUGAUUUCUACUCCACGUGGUUAUGUCGGACGAUUAUCUUUCCAACGUACGUUAUACUGUUUAGGUGAUAUGGUACGGGGUUAUUUUGACUUUAAUGAAGCUGUUGUUAAAUGUCUUAGUUGUGUAAUACGACUUGAAAGUGAGGAGAGAUUUAUGCUUCACCAUGAAAAUCCUUUCCUCCUGCCAAACUGUAGAAUUAAAAGUAGAAGAAAUGAGGUUCAGAAUUAUUCUAUGGGAUGCCUACCGUUAACUAAAAUUGGUCAACCUUUAUGUACAAAUUUUCAACCUUUAGGCUCUACACAGCAUACUACAUGGACAGAUAUAAAGUUAUAUUGUACAUCUAAACUGUUAUUACCUUUUACAUUGCCUAUUCCAACAAAUAUAACGCCACAGUUUCAUUCUGUUAGUUUAACUAGUCCAUUUAUUUCCUUAGAUUAUCGAUGGCGUUUACACUUAGAGCUUGAUUUAAUAUCUGAUAAUAGUAAAAAUAAUUUGUUAGAUCAUUUUCACGGUAAAUCAUGUUUAAAAAGAGAAUACGGUACAGUAUGGACAAUUCCAAUUAACUUAAAAACUGAAAAAUUUGUGUGGGAUAUACCAAUCCAGUUAGUAUGUUCAAAUCCUUCUGUGAUAGAUAGUUUAAGUGAUUCAGUAAAGCAUCCCGUUUGUAUAUCAGAUAUUUGACAUUUUUUUCUUUCUAUAUAUACUUAUAUUUUGUCUUUUAUCGGUUUAUUUUUAGAACUUCCACUUAUAUUAAAAAUGUAAUAUUUUGCGAAUAUGUAUAUGCUAUUUUUAUAGUAUCCCAAAUACUUCUAUAUCCUACCUAAUAUAAAUUGUUCUUAUGAUGCAUAGCUGUAAUUUAUUAUGUUUAUA